AUGAAGAAAAACAACGAACAGAUAAAAGGGACUGCGUGUUGCGGAACCUGGAAGGGCGAAAGAAGUAGAACGGGUAGAAAACGGCUGGGUGGUGGCGGUGGCGGCGUCUGGCGCGGUGGAGGGCACGGCGGCGCAGAGGGGCAGUUCGGUCAGGGGGGAAAGGGAGGGGAUGGGGGGAUGUGGGAAAUGGGGGGCUGUUGCUGGUUGAGGGGGUUGUGGUUGACGGUGGUGGCGGUGUAUGGGGGCGCAGAGGGGGCAGUGGCGGAGGAGGAGGGGGAAGAAGAGAGAGGAAGAAAGAAGGGAAGAGGAGAGAGGGAGGGUAGGUGGCGGCGGCGUCUGGGUGGUUGGCGGCGUCCGGGUGGUGUCGGUGGUGGCUGGGUGGUGGCGGCGGCGGAUAGAGGAAGGAGAGAGGGGGAAGGGGUGGAGUUUGUGGUGGAUGGUAACGGCCUUGGAAUGGGUGUUUCCAGUGGUUUUGUAAGUUCUAUUCCCUUAUAA
This is a messenger RNA of Arachis stenosperma, 495 nucleotides long. RefSeq names its product glycine-rich cell wall structural protein 1.8-like. The transcript has 2 exons. Bases 1 to 495 code for a protein of 164 amino acids. Lineage: Eukaryota; Viridiplantae; Streptophyta; Magnoliopsida; Fabales; Fabaceae. The record is from RefSeq and is a predicted model, not a curated record.